GGCGGAGCGAGCCCGGCGCAGGCGCUCGGUUGGUUCAUGGCGGCGGCGGCGCCAUGAAGUCCCGCUUCAGCACCGUCGAUAUCCGCGCGGUGCUCGCCGAGCUGCGGCUGAGCUUAUUGGGAAUGAGAGUAAACAAUGUUUAUGAUGUGGAUAAUAAGACGUAUCUUAUUCGCCUUCAAAAACCAGACUGCAAGGCCACGCUGCUGCUUGAAUCUGGUAUACGCAUUCACACGACGGAGUUCGAGUGGCCGAAAAACAUGAUGCCAUCUAGCUUUGCAAUGAAGUGCCGUAAGCAUUUAAAGACCAGAAGACUUGUCAGUGUAAAACAGCUGGGUAUAGACAGAAUUGUGGACUUCCAGUUUGGAAGCGAUGAAGCUGCUUAUCACCUGAUCAUUGAGCUGUAUGACAGGGGUAAUAUUGUCCUGACAGACUAUGAAUACGUCAUUUUAAACAUUCUGAGGUUUCGCACGGAUGAAGCGGAUGAUGUCAGAUUCGCGGUUCGGGAGCGAUACCCAGUCGACAGUGCGAAAGCGCCUGCACCUCUGCCAACCUUGGAAAGGUUAACUGAAAUAAUAUCAAAUGCACCCAAAGGGGAACAACUGAAGAGGGUUCUUAACCCGCAUCUUCCUUAUGGAGCCACUCUCAUUGAGCAUUGCCUUAUAGAAGCUGGAUUUUCUGGCUAUGUCAAAAUAGAUCAGCAUAUGGAAAGUAAAGAAAAUAUUGAAAAAGUGCUUGCUGCUUUAGAGAAAGCAGAAGAAUAUAUGACACUAACUGACAACUUCAGUGGGAAGGGUUAUAUUAUCCAAAAAAGGGAGAAAAAGCCAAGUCUGGAACCAGAUAAACCAGCAGAAGAUAUCUACACAUAUGAGGAAUUUCAUCCUUUCUUGUUUUCUCAACAUUCAAAAUGUCCGUACUUGGAAUUUGACUCAUUCAAUAAGGCGGCAGACGAGUUCUACUCCAAGCUAGAGGGACAGAAAAUUGAUCUGAAAGCAUUGCAGCAGGAAAAACAAGCAUUGAAGAAACUGGAAAAUGUCCGUAGGGAUCAUGAGCACAGACUAGAAGCUCUUCAGCAAGCUCAGGAAGCUGAUAAGAUAAAAGGAGAACUUAUAGAAAUGAACUUGGAGAUUGUGGACCGAGCCAUCCAGGUGGUCCGUAGUGCGUUAGCCAACCAGAUAGACUGGACAGAGAUCGGAGUGAUUGUUAAAGAAGCUCAAGCGCAGGGAGACCCCGUUGCAAGUGCAAUCAAAGAAUUAAAGCUUCAGACAAAUCAUAUCACAAUGCUGCUGAGGAACCCAUAUGUGUUAUCUGAAGAGGAAGAGGAGGAGGAGGAUGCUGAUUUAGAGAAAGAAGAAACAGAAGAACCAAAGGGAAAAAAGAAAAAGAAUAAAAACAAACAGUUGAAGAAACCUCAGAAAAACAAACCGUCAUUAGUUGACGUUGAUCUCAGUUUGUCUGCGUAUGCCAAUGCCAAAAAGUAUUACGAUCACAAAAGACAUGCAGCUAAGAAAACUCAGAAGACGGUAGAAGCUGCAGAAAAGGCAUUUAAAUCGGCUGAGAAGAAGACGAAGCAGACAUUGAGGGAAGUUCAGACAGUUACCACCAUCCAGAAAGCGAGAAAGGUCUAUUGGUUUGAGAAGUUCCUGUGGUUCAUCAGUUCUGAGAAUUACCUUAUUAUUGCUGGAAGAGAUCAGCAGCAGAAUGAGCUGAUUGUAAAGCGGUAUCUUAAACCAGGCGAUGUAUACGUGCAUGCUGAUCUCCACGGAGCCACAAGCUGUGUGAUCAAGAACCCAUCAGGUGAACCGAUCCCUCCACGAACCCUGACUGAGGCAGGCACGAUGGCCUUGUGUUACAGCGCUGCCUGGGAUGCCCGUGUGGUCACCAGUGCUUGGUGGGUCUCCCACAACCAGGUUUCUAAAACUGCGCCUACAGGAGAAUACCUCACUACUGGAAGCUUCAUGAUCCGAGGGAAGAAGAAUUUUCUUCCACCUUCAUAUCUGAUGAUGGGCUUCAGCUUCUUGUUUAAGGUGGAUGAAAGCUGUGUUUGGAGACACCGAGAAGAAAGGAAGAUCAAAAUACAGGAUGAGGAUCUGGAAACGGUUUCCAGCAGUGCCAGUGAACUGGUGGCUGAAGAAGUGGAGCUAUUAGAAGGAGGAGACAGCAGCAGCGAAGAGGAAAAAGCAGAGCAUCAGGAAGCACCGGAGGACGUGGAAGCCACGUCUGAGAGUAAUCGUGACAAGGGCGUUGCUGAUCUUGACCAGGGCAGAGUAAACACAUCUCCUGCACCAGAGGGUGACUCCGAAGAGGAUGAUGGAGAAUCUGAAGAUGAAGUGGAACAUGCGGAGUCAAAGAGUGAAGUGAAGGAGGAAGAGGUAAAUUACCCAGAUACAACAAUCGACCUGUCGCAUCUUCAGUCUCAAAGAUCCUUGCAGAAAAUCAUCCCCAGAGAGGAAGAACCCAACCUGAGUGACAGCAAGUCCCAGGGGCGAAGGCAUCUGUCUGCCAAGGAGCGGAGAGAAAUGAAGAAAAAGAAGCAGCAAAAUGACUCUGAGAACUUGGAGCUGCCUGAAGAGAAGCAGAGAGAGACAGGGACGCAGCCUCCCCCUGCUCCCAACACCAAUAAGGGUGUGCCGGCCCCUCAGCCCAUCAAGCGGGGCCAGAAGAGUAAAAUGAAGAAGAUGAAGGAGAAGUACAAGGACCAGGAUGAGGAGGACCGAGAGCUCAUCAUGAAGCUGCUGGGGUCUGCAGGGUCGAACAAGGAGGAGAAAGGGAAAAAAGGGAAGAAGGGUAAGGCGAAAGAAGAGCCAGCAAAGAAGCAACAGCAGAAACCCAAGGCUGUGCGUCGUGGAGGGGGCAAGGAGACGUUCCCAGCAGGAGUCCUGCUGCACGAGUCGCAGGACCCAGCCCUGGAUGAGCAGCAGGAUGAGAAGGAGGAACAAGACCAAGAUCCGCCGGGAGUUGAGGAAGGCGAAGCGUUGCUGGACUCCCUGACGGGCCAGCCCCACCCCGAGGACAUUCUGCUCUUUGCCGUUCCCAUCUGCGCUCCCUACACGGCCAUGACCAACUAUAAGUAUAAAGUCAAGCUUACCCCAGGCACCCAAAAGAAGGGAAAAGCUGCAAAGAUUGCCUUGCAUAAUUUUAUGCAAUCCAAAGAAGCUAGCGCAAGAGAAAAAGACCUGUUCCGCAGUGUAAAGGACACCGAUUUGUCAAGAAAUAUUCCUGGUAAAGUGAAAGUGUCUGCACCUCAUCUCCUGAACAGGAAAAAGAAGUGAUUCCGUACUUGGGUUUCUCACCACCGAACUGCCGCUGCUGCGCGGAGUCCAGCACCUGCAGCCGGGGCGGGAUGGACCUACCCCGACAGCCCUUAACGUGACUGAAUUUAGCUUCCGUGGUAGCUGGCAGACCAGGACCAGUUCCUGCAUCGUGGCUUAGAUGGACUCUUAACAACUCGAUACAAAUAACAUAAAAACAUGCAAGUAAAUCGCUGGCGUUUGUCAGUGCUGUGAUCUCUGGCUGUUCUGUCUCUAAUGCUUUGAAUGCCGGAGCCGAGCGCUCUGUCCCCGCGCUGCUGGGCCAGGGC
Chroicocephalus ridibundus (black-headed gull) is the source of this 3577-nucleotide messenger RNA. RefSeq names its product nuclear export mediator factor (gene NEMF). Bases 54 to 3269 code for a protein of 1071 amino acids. The transcript has 33 exons. The record is from RefSeq and is a predicted model, not a curated record. Gene Ontology annotation, biological process: ribosome-associated ubiquitin-dependent protein catabolic process; rescue of stalled cytosolic ribosome. Lineage: Eukaryota; Metazoa; Chordata; Aves; Charadriiformes; Laridae. Gene Ontology annotation, molecular function: ribosomal large subunit binding; tRNA binding. Gene Ontology annotation, cellular component: RQC complex.